AUGCGGGUUGCAGUAGUUAUAUUUUUACUUCUUUGCUUCACGUGGCAACCCGUGAACGGAAAAGUGCUAGGAGUCCAGCGCGCACUCGUGAGUCACUACGAUUCUGCUGAAGCCUCGGGAAAGUUUCGUUGCAUUGACGGCUCUAAAACAAUCCCCUUUUCGGCGGUGAACGAUGACGUUUGUGAGUGCCCAGACGGAAGUGACGAGCCUGGGACUUCGGCGUGUGCAAUGCUGCGCAAAGGCGUGGUGACGCAGCUUUCAAAAAACUGGCAAUUUCAGUGCACUAACGAAGGCUUCUUUGAGCAGCAGAUUCCCCAUAGUCACGUCAAUGACGGAAUUUGCGACUGCUGUGACGGCUCCGACGAGUUGGCCUCCGGUGUCCCGUGUGUAAACCGUUGCGGUGAGGUUGAAAGCGAACUUGCUCGCCAAAAACAGGAGGAACGGAAAAUGCUACAAAAGGCUGCUGUUAUCAAGGCGGCCAUGCGUGCCGAAGUAAAGAAACAUCACGAUGAACUGGCCAAUGCCCUUCCUGCGCAAAAGGCGGAGCGCGAGGCAAUCCUUGCCGAGCUGCCGGCACUAGAAGAAAAGAACAAGGAAUUGCAAACAGCUUUGGAGCUGGUGCGCGAGCAACUGCGCGCCAAGUACGUAGAAUGGGAAGCUACCAAGGGAGACAGGGAGGCUGCGGAGGAAGAGAGCUGUUGUAUCAAGUGGCGUCAAACUGGCAAUUGCAAAGCCGAUGGUCCACGUGAAGCCGCGGAGGACAAGGACUGCGAGACUAUCAUUCGUGGUGUCUCUUCUGGUUUCUGCGAGUGCGCCCCGGCGAGCCCAGAGGACGAGUCAAAGGACGACACCGACGUCGCAGCUGGUUCCGUCGAGUACCGGUUCGCAUGUGGUCACCCAGAUUUAACCUGCAUGCAUGUUUGCGACAACAACGGCGAGGCUGCUGUCGACGCAGCCCAGAAAGAACCUGAAAACCCCAACUCGUACACGACACCGGAGGCGACGGCUGCAGAAGAGGCCGUUACGUCUCGGAGAAACAGACUAGCGGAAGUAGAGAAAGCCAUUGAGGAAGCGGAAAAAGUGUUGAACUCCACAACCCCGACAACUGAGGAACUGCUGCGAACUCUGGAAGGGAAAACAUUUACAAUUGACUUUCGUGACCAUACAUUUGAACUGACAAUGUUUAAAGAGAUAUUCCAACGCGAUCGUGGUGCCACCGGCGGCGGGCCGUUGAUUGGCAAGUGGAAGUCAUUUGCGGAAAACACCUACGCCAUGUGGGCCAAGGACGCGUACGAUUUAUCCCAAAUGAUUUACGACAAUGGAAUGCGGUGCUGGAAUGGUGUGUAUCGAAAGGCGGACAUCCAGCUUGUUUGCGGCUCGGAGAACAAACUUACUCACAUCGAAGAGCCUAUCAUGUGCAUCUAUCGCAUGGUGUUUGAAACACCUGCAAUGUGUGACGACUAA
Leptomonas pyrrhocoris is the source of this 1464-nucleotide messenger RNA. RefSeq names its product putative mitochondrial glucosidase II beta subunit. The record is from RefSeq and is a predicted model, not a curated record. Gene Ontology annotation, biological process: N-glycan processing. Gene Ontology annotation, molecular function: protein binding. Lineage: Eukaryota; Euglenozoa; Kinetoplastea; Trypanosomatida; Trypanosomatidae. Gene Ontology annotation, cellular component: glucosidase II complex. Bases 1 to 1464 code for a protein of 487 amino acids. The transcript has a single exon.